AUGUCAGACAUAGGAUCAGACGAAUUUGAGGAAGACGAAGGCAUUAAUCUUGGGGUAAGGCCAUUCGCAUUCGCUUUAUUCAUUUUAUGCUGUCGAAAUGGCAAAGCAAACUGUCAAAUGUCAAUAUUAUUGAGAAUCAUUGUGAAUCCGUCGCUUUUUAUACGGCAAGCCUUGUAACUUAAACCUUACGUUCUUUGUUCAACUUUCUUUCUGUCCUUUCAAAACCGGCAUGAGCUACUCUGUUCGAACUGAUUUUUUUUCGUUCGCCGGUUUAGAAAAGAACUUUAACAAGAAUAAGCACUCAAUGAAUUGAAUGUUUGAUGACCCAUAAGAUUGUUUGAAAUCGUGAAUUAUUUGUCGCUACUUUAGCCUGGCAUAAAAAGGUUGGAGAAAGUAUCCGUAACAAUCUCGUAUCUGUAUAGAUGAAGAGAAUUAAAAGGAGAUUAGUGAUCGCUCACCGGAAUAAUUGGUUUAUUGGAGGCAAAAAGACUAGCUACCGAAGAAAAUAACAAACUGACAAGUCUUCUUAUAUAUGAAUAUUAACAAGGCUGCAAAGCACGUGAAGUAUCCUUUGGCCGACGACAAUUAUGAAAUACUGAAUGUCUUGUGUUUUCCGCGAGCGUCAUGAGAUAAUGAGCAUUAUGACAUCCAGUAGAAAAUGCGUCCAUUAAAUAGUCUUUUGGUCAUAAUUCACUGCAAACUAUGCCAUAAGAAUGAAAACUGAAAAUUGUAAAAACAUUUAGAAUGAGUUUUAUCUAACACUUAUCCCACUUUCGCCUGUUGGAUCUCAGAUGGCUCUAAGUCCCACGGAGGGACGUCGAUUUUUUCUUACAACCACAGUCGUUGAAUAACCUUUCUUUAGUGUCCAUCUUAAAGAAAUUGAAGAAAUUGUGGUACAAGUUUUAAGGGGGGCAGUGUGUUUGUUUAUUGGGGAAAUGAGAACGAGAGAAUUAAUUUAGAAAAAGGUAUUCACAUAUGCACAUACACCAGCUGGUCCACUACCUACUCCCUUCAUGUUUUAUAUUUCAGCUACACCCAAAUCCAAUAAUUUUCCAUUAUUUUAAAUAUACCUAUUCAGUGAAAGCAUUCAAAAAAUCAUCCUAAAAUUUGAAACAUUUAUUGAACCAAGGUUCCGAACCCCACUGAGCCCUUUGUUUUGAUUGAAUGACACUUGUUGGUUAGGUCCUGUUCAUUAAAGAAAAAAAAGCGAAAAAAAAACGAAAAACUGAACAAGACUCGUAAUCCUUUGUAACCAGACUUCUCUCGUAAUGAAAUUGGUUGUUAUGUACGGUGAUGUUAAAGUAUCGUCCACAAACAAAGUUUUAGUUACUGUGGAAGGUAUAGUCUGUAGUACUUGUUGUCACAACUUCUCCCCAGUUGCUAGGAGCAGAAUCCAAGACUGAGCGGGCUACAGUCAGUCUAAUAGUAGGAAGGAAAACCAUGAGAUCUGCAAUGCUCAUGCACAAUUAUACUCAAAAGCCAACUGCGACCAACACCUUAUUGUUUUCUUACCUAAAAGCAGAGCUCUAAAAAUCAGCUAGCCUUUUUCUGAGUUACCUCCAAUGGAAAACGCAAGUGCAGAAAAUGUAUCACCGAAUAGAAGGCCUGAGGAUCUCCUUGGCCUAUAACUCUCCGCUUGCUCUCUCCGCUAGUUCUGUAAAAUGUGAUUUACAUUGUACCAUACUUGUCUCAGAUAUGCCUUGAGCCCAGGACAUGGGAAAGUCACAAAAGAAUGAGAGUUAACUGUGCAAACUUUGAGAAUGUAGGCGAGGACAGCAAGAAAGAGUUAGCUGCCUUUCAGGAGUUUGGGCCUGAAUUGUAAAUUUGAAGCACAUUAUUCGGGACUGAAAUGUUUCAGUAAAAAAGUUCGUAAAUCGAUGUUUGAGAGAUUCUAGAGUGGAGGACUAAAGGUCUCCGACCAGCUGUCGCCUGUCAGUCUUAGUUCCAACCGCGUUUAGGGUUUUUUUAAGUUUUGUUAUAAAAAAACCUAUACUAGAAAAUAUGGAUAAAUUUGUUUCUAAAAACAUUUUGCCCUAAAAGAUAUUUCGCCACUUUAGAAACGAGAAGGAACUGGAGCCGAAACGCGUUCUGCAAUUGUUUCUGGGAUCGUUAAUAGGGACGUGCUGGGCAGCUAUUGGACAAUUUUUUUCCCUAGCCCUAGUAACAGUCCCAGAAGUCUUAGCGAAAGUUGACUCGAACCAGUUUCCUUCUGGUCUCUGAAAUGUCGAGUCGCGCCCUCACUGGUCUGAUGAGGCCCAAGUACGCUACACUCCAGCUCACGCUCGGUCCAGACUUUUCGUUUGAAACAGCACGCAUUGGGAUAAAUAAUGAAAUAAUAAGACUCUUUUCCAGUCUAAUAAUUUCUUGGAUUUCAGUAUGAUGUGAUCACCGACUACGAUUUUGGGCACACAAUUUUUUCUGCUUCCUGAAGUAUGUGAUUAUGGAAGAGAAAAAGGGGGAGUCUAGGACUUUCAAAUGGUUUUGGGUGUGCCAUCGCCUUAAUUGGUUUUUUAGUUAUCUUAAACAGGAGCUAUGGGCUCCUGUCUUAAAUCGUUCAAUGAGGUGAGUGCUUUUUUUAAUGUCAUUUUUAUCUUCUCUGUAGGAGUAUGAAGGUGAACGAAAUGAAAACGAAGAACGUCACGGCUACGGCAAAGCAACUCUUCCAAACGGUGACACCUACGAAGGGCAGUACGAACACGGCAAACGCCACGGUAACGGCACCUACCGCUUCAAAAACGGCGCCAAAUACAUGGGUGAAUAUGCCAAGGGCAGAAAGCACGGCCAAGGCACGUUUUGGUACCCAGAUGGCUCGCGUUAUGAGGGUGGCUGGGUGGAAGACCGCAGAAACGGCCACGGAAUUUACUACUACUUAAAUGGAGACACUUAUGAGGGAGACUGGUACGAGCAUCAGAGACAUGGCCAGGGUGUGUACACGUAUUCGGCAACUGGAACCAAGUACACGGGAUCAUGGGUACACGGCAAGCGAGACGGAGCGGGAGAGCUGGUCCACUCCAAUCAUAGAUACGUCGGUAACUUUGUGGAUGAUAACCUCCAAGGAGCCGGUAAAUAUCGCUUUGAUAUCGGCUGUGAACAGCAUGGGGAGUAUAUAUUGGAAGAGAGGAUUCAGGAAGGCGACACAGAGGAAGACGAACAACUCACCGUGUUGACAGCCAAGUGGAAGUGCUCACAGAUAACCGAGAUAGAGCCGGCGAAAAUAGGCUGA
Messenger RNA from Porites lobata, 3223 nucleotides. Lineage: Eukaryota; Metazoa; Cnidaria; Anthozoa; Scleractinia; Poritidae. The record is from the annotation of a GenBank genome assembly.